AUGCGCGGCGAGGUUUGCCACAUCCACAUUGGCCAGGCUGGUACUCAGCUUGGUAACAGUGCUUGGGAGCUGUAUCUUCUGGAGCAUGGCCUCAAGGCAGAUGGUCAUUUUGCAUCCAAGGAAGCCGAGGAAAUCAACCAGGGUGGCUCCUUUCAAACCUUCUUCACCGAAACCAGUGGCGGAAAAUACGUUCCUCGCUCCAUCUUCGUGGAUCUUGACCCAUCGCCAAUCGAUGAGAUCCGCACUGGUGACUACCGUCAGCUCUUCCAUCCCGAAUUGCUGAUUAGCGGCAAGGAGGAUGCUGCCAACAACUAUGCCCGUGGCCACUACACCAUUGGAAAGGAACUCGUCGACAAUGUGAUCGACCGCAUCCGCCGUGUUGCUGAUAACUGCUCUUCUCUCCAGGGCUUCCUCGUCUUCCACUCUUUUGGUGGUGGUACCGGCUCCGGCUUCGGUGCUCUGCUACUGGAGCGUCUUUCUACCGAUUAUGGCAAGAAGUCCAAGCUGGAGUUCGCCAUCUACCCAUCCCCUCGAGUGUCAACUGCGGUUGUCGAGCCAUAUAACGCUGUUUUGUCCACCCACAGCACCAUUGAGAACUCCGACUGCACUUUCCUGGUGGACAACGAAGCCGUCUAUGACAUCUGCCGCCGCAACCUGGAUAUUCCCCGCCCCGGCUAUGACCAUCUGAAUCGCCUGAUCGCCCAGGUCGUCAGUUCCAUUACCUCCAGUCUGCGAUUCGACGGCGCCCUCAAUGUCGACUUGGCCGAGUUCCAGACCAACCUGGUGCCGUUCCCUCGGAUCCACUACCCCCUGAUUUCAUAUGCGCCUGUGGUUGGAUCUAGCCGCAGCUCUCAUGAGAGUUUCAGAGUGCAGGACCUUACUUUCCAGUGUUUCGAACCCAACAACCAGAUGGUGGUUUGCGACCCUCGCAACGGCAAGUACAUGGCUGUGGCUCUGUUGUACCGUGGCGAUGUGGUGCCUCGUGACUGUAACCUGGCUAUCGCUUCUCUCAAGGCCAAGGCUUCGUUUAACCUGGUUGAGUGGUGCCCUACAGGGUUCAAGCUGGGCAUCAACUACCAGAAGCCUGUGCGUGUCCCUGGCAGUGAGCUCGCUCCUGUCGACCGCUCCGUUAGCAUGUUGUCAAACACCACUUCCAUUGCCGAGGCCUGGAGCCGCCUGGACCACAAGUUUGACCUUAUGUACUCUAAGCGUGCUUUCGUGCACUGGUAUGUGGGUGAAGGUAUGGAAGAGGGUGAGUUCUCGGAGGCUCGUGAGGAUCUGGCUGCUCUGGAGAAGGACUACGAAGAAGUGGCCAACGACAGUUUGGAGGUUGAGCCGGAGGAAGUGGAGUACUGA
Molecule: messenger RNA, 1356 nt
Organism: Aspergillus tanneri
Lineage: Eukaryota; Fungi; Ascomycota; Eurotiomycetes; Eurotiales; Aspergillaceae
Product: tubulin alpha chain
Exons: 7
Coding region: 1-1356 (451 amino acids)
Biological process (GO): mitotic cell cycle; microtubule cytoskeleton organization
Cellular component (GO): cytoplasm; microtubule
Molecular function (GO): structural constituent of cytoskeleton; GTP binding
Source: RefSeq, a predicted model, not a curated record